Drosophila mojavensis is the source of this 2691-nucleotide messenger RNA. RefSeq lists its product as uncharacterized. Gene Ontology annotation, molecular function: transmembrane transporter activity. Gene Ontology annotation, cellular component: membrane. The transcript has 10 exons. The coding region runs from base 788 to 2515 and encodes 575 amino acids. The record is from RefSeq and is a predicted model, not a curated record. Lineage: Eukaryota; Metazoa; Arthropoda; Insecta; Diptera; Drosophilidae. Gene Ontology annotation, biological process: transmembrane transport.
GUCGGCGAAAUCGAAAUUAAACGAAUCGGAAACGUUGUCGCUGCAAUAUCGAACUACCUGACUAUAGCAAUCGAGUGUGUUGAGAACGGAAUGCUUGUGAGAAGCAACAGCCAUUGAAGUACAUAGCUAAAUUACAUGUGUGUAGGAGAGGUGUACAUAUGGAGGGAACUAACUUUGAUUUUUGAUGAACAAGUGUUGCGGAAUAUUUGUGCUCGGCUGCAUCUUUAGUGAUUGUUCUACGUUUUCGCAUUCGACCGGCUAGAAAAACCCAGAGACUGUACAACGACCAGCUCAUUUACAGAAUCCAGCAACGAUUCAAGUCGCAUCUCAGAUCCCAAACUGAACUUAACGGAAUUCAAACAUAAAUAAGGUCAACAUUGGUGUGUGAGUGUAUCUGUGCGUGUGUAUUUACCUGUCGUAUACGUAAUAUAAAUUUGAGCUGUGAAGUGCGCAUUGUUAUACCUUUUUUUUGUUUAUUGCCAAUAUGUCAUUGCUGAAAUUCGCCAGAGUCUAAUUGAUAAACAUAUAAUGUAACUAGGCGAGUCUCAAACUGGCCUCUAAAUAAAUAGAUUCGUUGAACUGUACCUUUGAAAAAUAUAAUAAAUAAUCAUUUUUUGUGAUUUGAAAUUCAGUUGCCAACAAGUUGACCAGCCAAGAACUUUUCCUAUAAGUGCUAGAGACAUUUGAGGCAUUCUUAAGAAAAACUACGCAUAGCCGAGCAUAGCUGACAAAUCUCCAAUCGCUGCAAUCCAGAUCAAGAAUUUUGCUUUAAAGAACACUUGUCAUAAUGGUCCAAAAAGUCUCGCAAACAUUGACAUUAAAACGCUUUCGUGAAAUUCAAUGGCAUCGAAUUUUUUAUAUGGUCUACAUAGAACCGGUUGUGUUUAUGCUGCUCUUUUCGAUAACCUUAUCAGGUACCAUCAUGAGAAAUCAGAUCAUCUACCAGACCUGCACAGUGAUUUUUCGCUACAAUGUAAGCGAUUGCAAAUUGCUGGAUGAUAAAAAUGCCAGCUCCGAGAUCAAGGCAAUCGAAACAGAACUGCAGCCAUAUGUGGCUAACCUAUUUCUCUCGCGCACGCUGCUCGAGAGCAUUGUGCCUGCCUUUUGUGGCCUCUUCAUUGGCUCCUGGUCGGAUCACUACGGACGCAAGCCACUGCUCAUCGUGUCCAUGAUUGGAUUCGCUCUAUCAUUUCUGGUUACAUCGGCCAUUUGUGAGCUGUCCACCUACUAUGAAAUCAAUCCUUGGUGGUAUAUUGCGGCCGCCGUACCGCACUCCAUGCUUGGCGGCAAUUGUGUCUUCUCCGUGGCAGCUCUGUGCUUCAUCUCGGACAUAACCGACACCAAAACGCGGCCAUAUCGCAUGAUCUUCAUGGAGUCGCUGUUCUUCAUCGGAUUGACCAGUGGCUCGCUCUUGUCCAGCUUUGUUUAUGCCGCCACCAACGCGGCCACCACCAUUGGCAUCUCCGGCUGCAUCACUACAUUGGGCUGCUUGUUUGUCAUAUUUUUCGUACCGGAAAGCCUGCAUUAUAGGCAAGAAAAUGAGGCCAGGAUGGCAAACGAGGCCACCGUUUCCACCGCCAAUAAAGAAAAGGAAAUGCCCAUUACGGCAUCUGAUUUGCAACCGGAGUGCGUGGCCAUUGAUUGUCCGCCCAUAUUCAUGAAUCCCGAUUGCGAUGCAGAGCAGGAUAAGCAGAAGCAGCAAUGUCAUCAGCUGCCCACGCCUGCCACGCCCAAUAUGACAUUCGAUGAGGAUCUGCUGGCCAAAUAUGUGGAGCAGCUGCCGCCCAAGGUGAAGGCCCGGGCACAGGCCCAGAGCAAGCCGCAGCCCGACGCCGAUGGCAAAAAGACCGGACUAUUCAGUUUUUCACACAUCCGCGAUAUGGUUAGCACCUGCACGAAGCCACGCGAAAAUCAUGCACGGGCAAUUAUUUGGCUGGUCACAAUGGCCAUGUGCCUGUCCAUCUUUGUCUUUGAUGGCGUCAUGACGGUCAUGUAUCUGUUCGUGCGCGAGAAGUUCCAUUGGUCUGUCAGGGAUUACACCUUCUACGAGACGGUCAGCCAUCUGGUGCCCAUGGUGGGCGCACUCAUUGGAUUCCUGAUACUGCGCAAGAUCUUCCGUCUAUCUGUGGUGACACUGGCGCUGCUUUCAUUCGCCUCGGAAAUAUUGAAGAAUCUGGCGAGGGGCUGCUCGACGCAGGCGUGGCACAUGUACCUAUCGGUUGUACUGGGCGUGUUUCGCUCUAUUGGCGGACCCAUGUGUCGCACCAUUGUCUCUAAUAUAGUACCUUCCUCCGACUUGGGCAAAAUUUUCUCAAUCAAAAAUGUUUUGCAAUCGUUUGCACCUUUCGUCGCUGCGCCGCUUUACACCUUCGUCUACAAACGCUCGCUUCACUAUUAUCCGGGCCUCUUCAACUUCAUGAGUGUGGGCUUCUAUAUGAUGUCAUUCAUAUUCAUCUGCUGUGUGCUGCGCUUCAAGCUUAUGCAUAGGGAGUACUACGCCAAGGUGCUGAAAUAGGAGAGCUCACGAUCUUCCGAUGUGAUUCGCCUACAUAUCCUACUUUACUUUAGUUUAGUUUUAUUUUCUAUUUAUAAAUAAUUGUGAUCUGAUCUAGGCUUAAGCGAAAGCCCUUUAACUCCAAUAAGCAAUAAAUCUAACGAACAGCCAGUUGAGCAUUAAAGCUAUAGAAAAUA